Messenger RNA from Dermatophagoides pteronyssinus (European house dust mite), 1516 nucleotides. Its product is annotated as phospholipid phosphatase 3-like. The record is from RefSeq and is a predicted model, not a curated record. Gene Ontology annotation, cellular component: plasma membrane. Gene Ontology annotation, biological process: signal transduction; phospholipid dephosphorylation; phospholipid metabolic process. NCBI's taxonomy places the organism in Eukaryota, Metazoa, Arthropoda, Arachnida, Sarcoptiformes, Pyroglyphidae. Gene Ontology annotation, molecular function: phosphatidate phosphatase activity.
CAACGACAGGUGUCAUUGAUUUAAGUUGUGUUGUUUGCGUAAAGAAAAAAAAAACGGUUGAGUCAUUCUUAUUUUUGGGAUUCGCGAAUUCUGUUUUGGUUUUUUGGGUUAGAAAACAACUGUAUGUUUGUCAUCGAAAAAAAUUUACAGUUUUUUUUCUCUUGUAUUAAUCGAAUGAUAAAAAAAACAAGGCCAUCGACAUCAAAACAAACAACGAUCCUAUUUAUAAAACAUGAUUAACAUAAAUGAACAACGGCAACAACAACAACAACAACAGCAAAAACAGACCGAAACAAAUGAUAAAGAAGAAAACAUUCGAAAUCGAAUCACAAAAACAACAGCUAUCGACAAUAACGAUAUCAAUAUUGUUGAAUUGAAAAGUGAAAAUAUUGAUCAUAGACAUAGACAUCGAAAUCGAAAUACAAUGCAAUAUUUACCACGUAUUAUAGCCAUUCCAAAUCGAUCUCAAUUAUUGAUCAGAAUAUUGAUCGAUUCAUCUGUUUUGAUAUCAAUAUCGAUACCGAUUCUUCUUCUAUGUACAAUGGGAAAACCAUAUAAACGUGGAUUCUAUUGUGAUGAUGAUAGUAUACGUUAUCCAUUUAUUGAUAGUACUAUACCAAGUAAUAUAUUAUUAUUAUAUUCAAUUUUAAUACCAGUCUUAACUAUCUGUAUCAAUGAAUUUUUAAUCUAUCGUAAAUUUAUGUCCGGUUUUGAUUUAUCAUCAAGAUAUUUUCUUAAAAAUUAUCUUUGGCAAUUAUAUAUACAUUUGAUACCGUUUGCAUUCGCUUUUUUAGGUUCACAAUUAAUUACCGAUAUUGCAAAAUAUAGUAUUGGUCGUUUACGGCCACAUUUUAUUGAUGCAUGUCAUCCAAAAGAUGAUAAAGGAUUUGUUUAUGAUCGUUUUUCAACAUGUUCAACACCAGAUGUUUAUGUUACAGAUUAUAAUUGUACUAAAAAUAAAAAUGAUAACUAUAGACUUAAAGAUUCAAGACUAUCAUUUAUGUCUGGACAUUCAUCAUUUUCUGCCGUUACAUUAAUGUAUUUGGUUUAUUAUAUACAAUUUCGUUUUCAAUGGCGAAAUAUUGGCCUUUUUAAACCAUUAUAUCAAUAUCUACUAAUUUGUUUGAUAUUUUAUACUGGUUUUACGCGUAUUUCCGAUUAUAAACAUCAUUGGAGUGAUGUAUUAGUCGGUAUUAUUCAAGGUACAAUUGUAGCUACUAUUUGUGCUUUUUUCGUAUCGGAUCUGAAAACUAUUCGAUCAUCAUCAUCAAUGUCUAUACGAAAUAAUAAUCAACAUAAUAAUAAUGAUCGUCCUAAUAAUAUUAUUAUACAAUCAGCUAGUAGUAUGGAUGAAAGAACUAAUCCAUUAGAUGAUGAUGAUGAUGGUGGUAUAAUUUCAGAUAAAACAACAUUACGACAUGAUGAUGAUCCUGAAUCAAAUUUUUAAUCAAAUCACAACAAAAAAACAAAACGAAAUAGCUCACCAAAUCUAUCUUAAAAUUGAAUUCAAAACAUA